Molecule: messenger RNA, 4667 nt
Organism: Salvelinus sp. IW2-2015
Lineage: Eukaryota; Metazoa; Chordata; Actinopteri; Salmoniformes; Salmonidae
Product: E3 ubiquitin-protein ligase RNF166
Biological process (GO): ubiquitin-dependent protein catabolic process; protein polyubiquitination
Molecular function (GO): ubiquitin protein ligase activity
Source: RefSeq, a predicted model, not a curated record
UGUUGCAGCACAUAUUUUAAAUAGAAAAUUAGAACUCUAAUAACGUAAACAUUUUACAACACAAUGAAACAAUGUAUUCUGGGACUGUAGUUUGAAGCAGCUGUAAACUGAAUUGGUGAUAUCGCGAACGAGACUUCAAUGCCCAGAAACGUAAUCUUUUUGUUGUAGCUGUACGGCUUGUUCGUGAGAGUCGCCCUGAACUAGCAGUUGUGCAAAUUCCCUGAUCUUUUAAUAAUCUGGAUAUAUUUUGGUCAGUUUAUGUAAAUCAAAAUGAUUUGAAGAUCGAAUAAUCUGCCCAGCGCCCGGCUCAGGUCCUCUCGUCAACCAGCACUGUCUUGUAAUGUUUACUUCUUUAGUGCUUCGGCGUGUCCUCUCGAGCGCUUGUAUAGCGGACUGAUGUAGUGUCUGUUAGCUAAAUUAUUUUACACAAACAGUUCAUAGGUUGGGUAGCUUUAUUCAUACGCUUUAUUCACACGAAGGAUAUCCAUCGUGCACAAUCGAUGUAAAUACUCGAUGUGAAUACACCCAGGUAGUUGCAGUUAUAGUCGAGAACGAAGUGCGAGCAAGAUCCUCGUUCAUGAUGGCGAUGUUUCGCAGUUUUGUGUCGGCUACUCAUCAGCUCAGGCAGCAUCAACAAAACGGGGCAGCCGCGGCUGCCACUGGCGAGAGCCUCGAGAGCCAGUUCUCCUGCCCAAUUUGCCUGGAGGUGUAUCAUAAACCUGUCACCAUUGGAAGAUGUGCCCACACGUUCUGUGGGGAGUGUCUGCAGCCCUGUCUCCAGGUCACCUCUCCCCUCUGCCCUCUGUGCCGCAUGCCUUUUGACCCAAAGAAGGUGGACAAGUCCUCCAGUGUGGAGAAACAGCUGUCCAACUACAAGGCCCCCUGUCGGGGCUGCAGCAAGAAGGUGUCUCUGGUCAAAAUGAGGUCACACAUCUCCUCUUGCGCAAAGGUCCAGGAACAGAUGGCCAACUGCCCAAAGUUUGUGCCUGUGGUCCCCACUUCACAGCCCAUUCCCAGCAAUGUUCCAAACCGUUCCACCUUUUCAUGCCCGUUCUGUGGAGCCCGCAAUCUGGACCAACAGGAGCUGGUCAAACACUGUAUGGAGAACCACCGCAACGAUCCCAACAAAGUGGUGUGUCCUGUAUGUUCAGCCAUGCCCUGGGGGGACCCCAGCUACAAGAGCUCCAACUUCCUCCAGCACCUGCUCCACCGGCACAAGUUCUCCUACGACACGUUCGUGGACUACAAUAUCGAUGAAGAGGCGGCACUACAGGCAGCCCUGGCUCUCUCCAUGGCAGAGAACUGAGAGUCCCCCAUUCUGCUGUCUGGGGACGCACUUCCMUCCUGACACCCCACUAGCUCUCUUUCUUUCUCUGGAUCCACCCCAUAUCCAGCCCCCUCACAGGGAGAGUUUGGAAGGACUUGGCCCUGGUCUAGACUCCCACUCUGGGAGAGCUACAGAGAGAUUAUCUCCUAACCCUGUCCCUGAUCCUCUGCCUGGCCCUUCAUCCWMUCUGCUCACCUGCUUAACUCGUCCCAUUACAUCAUACUCUCAGCCGGCGGCAGCCCCUUCACUUCCUGUAUAAUGGGGAGGAGGGGAGCUUGGCCUCCAAUAAAUGUUGCAAUUCAAAACCACUGCAAUGCAAAACAAUGAGGGCAGCAUGGACAUUGUUGUUAUUCUGCAGAAAGUAUGAAGGUUCCCAAAAGUAAUGAUUUAAGGUAUUUUCUUUUACUCUUUAUUUUUCACUGUUCAAAUGAAACGUUUUCAAACUCCAGGAUGAGUCACAUGACAGACGUUCUUGUAAAAGUACCACAGAUUAGUUCUGUUAAAGUUUAUUCUCAAGUGCAUAGCUUGAUGGCUUUUUGAUUGAGGGACUACAGUUGAAUGGCUUGACCUCAUUCUCAGUGUGAUAAUCUUACCGCUGGGUGACAGUCUAGACAUGACCAGUUAAACACAGAGAGUGAGGACAUUCUUGCAUCCCCAUCACGACAACACACUAACAUUUGCAACGCGAAUCAAAACAAACUCUCAAACUAUCCCCUUUUGUAUUCAGAGUUCGUGUGAAUACUUGCACUUGUCACAUUUUUCUACAUAAUUGAACUAUAGAUUGUUCUUAUUUCACAGUUGAGAAACAGAAUUGUAGUACUCCAUUCAUUCUUCACUCUGCUGAUAUUUUUAUGAAGCACCAGACAAGAUAAAAAUAUAUUUUUGGAAAAUGUCCCAGUUUCAAAUGGUGUACUAAUAAUAAGAAACGUGUUUAUUGGAGAUGUGUUCGUUGUUUUACCACCUUUUUCUAAGUACCCGUUGGUACUGUACUGCUGGCAUCAAACAGUUGUWAGCAGGAGCUUAGAGCUCAUGUGUAAUACGCUCUCAAACACAAGAGGGCGCCCCAGUCUCAAAAUAGACCUGGCAAUAGUCAUUCAAAGCCGUGUUCUUCAGUCAGUGUUACUCCAAGUCAUCAUGUUUAUACCCAYUCACAGUAUUGUGAAGAAUGUCCAUGUGUUUUCUAAAUAUAUGACCCGUUUGGUUUAGUGCCCAGUAGGAAAAGUGCAAUAUUAUGACGUGAGUACUGUUGGWUAAGUCUAUCCUUGUGGUUGAGUUGGUUGCUGCCCCAUAAGAGUCCAGUUUUAUGUUAAUUAUUGUCUUGAACACCAAUGUUGAUCUGAUAGUAAAAUGCAAAUGUCAAAGUGUACAUUGCUACACUGUACAGAAUCUGCAAUAUUCCUAGGCCAUUUACCUUUCAGGUUCCACACUGCUCCAAUCUCAGUGGGGUCUCCCCAAAACGCAUUAGUCAUCAGAGCUGUGAAAAACAGAUUAACAGGCCUGGAAUGUGUAUGGUAUAUUCAAUCAUUAUGUUCCAAUGGUUUGUUAAAGACAUCCACUUUCUGAUAACGCAGUAAUUAUUCAAGUUGGAUUUAAACAGAACUGUUCAGAACAGCUGCAUAUUCAAUCUUAUGAGAUCAAUUUCUCUAAAGGCACUUUGCUUCAAAGGGAUAAAAUUAUAAAAGUACGUUGCCCCAAAGUAGAUGUCCAAUUAUAAGCCAUGUUUGAGUAGUAGUGUACCCGUUGAGCUAGCAUUGAUCUAUGGAGAUUUAAGAGAAUGUUUUGGUUUACUCUGAUGAAGGAUGCCUUAUGGGAAACUGGUUAGAUUGUUCUUAUAUAGCAAGCAAUGGAGGAAGAUAUUAUGUAUUGUGAUUAGUUGUUACUAGACUGACUAGUAAAAGUCUAAUGGUCUGUCCAUUUGUGAUUUUCCUUGUUUCCGAGGAGAAUUGUACAUACGGUAGAGAAUGCAACAUUUAGGUUUAGGUCUAACUUUUCGUAAGUUAUCUUUUUCACACAGCAAUGCAUUGAAAUMUUGCACUUUAAUUCAGAAAUAUAUUUUGAAGGGUAGGAAUUGUGUUUUAUUUUAUUUUACUUUAAUUCGUUCCAAUGUAUCCAUUUCAUGAUGGAUGAUAAUGUAAGUUGUGGCUGUUUUUGUGUAAGAGCAGAAGGCAGGUUAAGUGUUAUCUCAGUCAUAACAUGUUUUGGAGUACAGGAAUGGUACAACAUGUAUUUCUGUUGUGUCGUUCAUAUUUUAUAGAUGGGUAUAGAUUGCAAAAUCAACUGAGAAAACCAUCCCAGAUGCCCAAUAGUGUGGCAAACAAAAAUGGGCUCUCGGCUUAGUCAAAGUGUUCAUGGAGAUAAUACAUCCUUAUAUUUGAUAGACAUAUUUUCAGUGUUUAAAUGUAAUGUACUGGUUGGUGGCACAGUCUUGACAGGGGUAGCCAUUAGAGAAAAACUGUCGUCACCAUGAGAAGUCCUGAGUUUCUUCUGGGGCACCAAGGAAUUGUCACGCAUCUUCAAUUCAAUCAUUUACUCAGCCUUUUUUACUACCUAAUAAUGAUGCUAUUUUAUAAAUGUAAGGUAAAAGGUAUUGUAUGUUUAGAUCAGCGUUCAUGUGCACAGCUGUAGCCCAAUGUAGAUUUUGUAUGGAGUAUACCUUAAAUGUAUACUUCUCACUCUGUAUUGUUGCAUCCAUGCAUAAUGCGACUGUACUGUGCAUCAUCAUCCCAGAUGUCCUGCUUGUGGUCAAAACCAGCCCAAUCUCUGUAAAAUAAACACAAUGUUGCAGGCCACACACUGAUAGACCACCUGCAACAAAGACAUACACCAAAAAAAGGACAGUGAAAAGGAAACUAUUUGUAUGAACUUUGUUGGGUCAUUUUUCUCAAGAGGGCCUUMCUGAGACUGUCUGUUCUGAACUUGGUAAGGCUGACAGGAACUAGACUGCCAUAUAGACUGGUAUCACAGCAAUCAGAGAAGACAGAGCCUGUGUCUCUGACUGUGUCCCCCCAGGACUUGGCUGCCCUGGGAGUGUAUGUAAUGUCACUCAGUAUAGACACAGGCUGAUGUUGUCCUCCCCAGGGGGACUGAGCUGCAGUCACUUGAGCCAGAUCGUUUCCUUCAGGGCCACUGUGCCCUAGAGACCCACCCUGGGGUUUUGGCCCUACUGUCAGGGCCUGUGUGUGUUAAAUGUGAUUUAUGCAUUCUUGAAAAAUAGUAAUAAUACCAGUAAUAACAAUGUGGAUAUUCAAGUUAUAACACUGUUUGAAGUUUAAUAAGAUAUUGUAUUUGUAGCAGAUUUUUUUCCCCCUCAAUAAAAACACUGACCCAUUUUCCUUCCUGA